AUGUGGGAACUGGAUUGCUUACAGUGUCAAGUAUGCCGAACGCCAGAGCUUACUGGUAGCGUACAAGACUCAGCCUGUGAUUACAAAACAGUAGACAAAGCAGUACACGAGCAUUUUCACCCGCUACUGAACGAACUCUCGCGCCUCACGUUUUUUCGCUACUUUAAGGUGGAUCUGGACAAGGAAUGCCCCCAUUUGCCGUGGCAGGAUGACGGCAUGUGCGCCAGUAUUGAUUGCGCUGUAUGCAAGUGUCCGUCACAUGAGAUCCCAGCACCAUGGAGUCAAUUGGACCAAAACGAGAUUCAGUUGUAUCAGAAUGACAGCCUUGGAGAAGCUGGCAAGCCCUGUGACGAGCAGACGGGUGAGAGCACAUUGUCUAUGGUCGAACGCAAGAAUGCAGUAGCUGGUGAGAGUUUUCAAGCUUGGGAAGAGGUACCCAAUGUCAAUGUGUGGGCUUCUCAAGCCGAGGCAGAGGAGACAAUGGCGUACAUUAAUCUGCUGGAAAAUCCAGAGAGAUACACAGGUUAUAGUGGCGUUCAGGCUGAGCGCAUCUGGAAUGCAAUCUACAUGGAAAAUUGUUUCUCACCACCUAAAGAGAGUGCAUUGGACGGCAUGUGUCUAGAAAAGCGUGUGUACUACCGCCUCAUCAGUGGGUUACAGGCUUCAAUUAACACACACAUCGCGCUGACAUACAAGUUUGGUAACAAGUGGGGCGUAAAUCCCUCACUGUUUGUCAAUCGAGUUGGCAAGCACCGCGAUCGACUGCAGAAUCUUUAUUUUGCCUACCUGUUUGUUAUGAGGGCGAUCAGCAAGUACCGCCAUGAACUGUUGGCGUACGACUACAACACGGGCAACGCUGCUGAUGAUCUCCGUGUGAAGCAGAUCCUUCGUCAGCUUUUGCUCGAGGGAUCAGACGAGACUCAGGCGUCGGAAGAUUUUUGCUUGGCAUAUACCGAGUGCUCGUCUGUUCUGUCAGGUUUUGAUGAAAGUGCACUAUUCCGUGUUCAAGUCGACGGUCUCUCCGUCGCUCAGCUAGCACAAGCCAAGCAGGAGAAGGAGCAGCUCGAAGUGCAGUUUCGCGAGAAGUUUCAAAAUGUGAGUCGUAUCAUGGACUGCGUCACAUGUGAGAUGUGCCGCCUUUGGGGCAAGUUGCAGACCAUGGGAUUAGGAACAGCCAUCAAGAUUUUGCUCGCUGAGGACGUGUCGACGAUUCCCAAGCUGCAUCGUAACGAGCUCAUUGCGCUCAUCAACGUGGCGAACAACCUCGCCCGUAGUGUAGACGGUGUGAAGAUGAUGCGAAAACUUGAGUUCAUUGAGGCUGUGAAGCAGUUUGGCUUUGUUUGCGGCGCAGCUGUUCUUCUCGUGUUGGCCCUUAUAGUCAUUUUCCGUAGGCGCAAAACGCGUGCGCACAAGAAGAAGCAAGAAUAA
Peronospora belbahrii is the source of this 1428-nucleotide messenger RNA. The record is from the annotation of a GenBank genome assembly. NCBI's taxonomy places the organism in Eukaryota, Oomycota, Peronosporomycetes, Peronosporales, Peronosporaceae.